Molecule: messenger RNA, 4039 nt
Organism: Rosa chinensis
Lineage: Eukaryota; Viridiplantae; Streptophyta; Magnoliopsida; Rosales; Rosaceae
Product: protein SUPPRESSOR OF MAX2 1
Exons: 3
Coding region: 543-3698 (1051 amino acids)
Molecular function (GO): ATP hydrolysis activity; ATP binding
Source: RefSeq, a predicted model, not a curated record
AGAUAGACAGAGGGAAGAGAGAGGGAAGAAGGAGAAAGUGGGAAAGCAAGAGGUUCUUGUGAAGGAGGGGAUCUGAUCUUUCCUUUUCGCGUUGAAUUCUCAUAUAGCUUUUUUGUGUGACACAGUUGGUGAGAGAGAAAAAGCAGAACAAAGGAAAGCAAAGAAGAAGAAGAAGAAGAAGCAGAGAGAGAGAGAGAGAGAGAGAGAGAGGAAGAUAUAAGAAGGAGAGAGCUAUUGCUUUCCUUGAUUUUUUUUUUUUUUUUGUUUGUAAAAAAGCUAUUUUUGUAGAUUGGUUUUUUCCUUUCCGCAACACCCUGAAAAUGCAAGUUUGUCUAAUUUGAACAAGGCAUCCACACCUGUACCUGUAACCAUUUUCAUUGGUGGGGUACAAGACUCCUUACUCAAAUACCUGAUAAGCUUGAAUUUGAUUUCAUCUAAUCUCAUAGACUCCUCCAAAAACCAAGGCCAACCCAAGUCAUAACCGCAAAAAGCAGCUCCGAUAUUCAAAGAGAGAAUCUUUGAUUUUUGGGAUUUUCAAAGAAAUGAGAGCAGGCCUGAGCACGAUCCAGCAAACCUUAACGCCGGAGGCGGCGAGCGUGUUGAACCACUCGAUCGCCGAAGCGGGUCGUCGGAACCACGGCCAAACGACGCCCCUUCAUGUAGCGGCAACUCUUCUAUCUUCCCCCACCGGCUUUCUCCGCCAAGCAUGCAUCAAAUCUCACCCCAAUUCCUCUCACCCUCUUCAGUGCCGAGCACUGGAGCUCUGCUUCAGUGUGGCGCUGGAGCGGUUGCCCACCGCCCAGAACAUGAGCCCCGGGAUGGAGCCUCCAAUCUCCAAUGCCCUCAUGGCCGCCUUAAAGCGAGCUCAGGCUCACCAGCGCAGAGGCUGCCCGGAGCAGCAGCAACAGCCGCUCCUAGCUGUCAAAGUCGAACUCGAGCAGCUCAUAAUCUCGAUUCUCGAUGACCCAAGUGUUAGUCGGGUCAUGCGGGAGGCCAGUUUCUCUAGUCCGGCUGUUAAAGCCACCAUUGAACAAUCUCUAAACUCUUCAUCCGCCGCCGCGGCAGCGGCCUCCACCGCCGCCGCGGGAAAUUCUUCCCCAAUUGGAUUGGGGUUCCGGCCGGCGGCCCCGGCCGCCGGGCGGAGCAUGUAUUUGAAUCCCAGGCUGCAGGGGACAGCUGGGAAUUCGGGACAAAACCGAGCCGAAGAAGUUAAAAAAGUUGUUGAUAUUUUGUCUAGGAGCAAGAAGAGGAAUCCGGUAUUGGUCGGCGAUACGGAGCCCGAGGCUGUGACGAAAGAGCUAUUCAGGCGGAUUCAGAGCAUGGAAUUGGGGCAAGGGCACCUCAAAAAUGUCGAGGUCAUUCAUUUGGAGAAGGAGUUUUCUUCGCAAAUAUUGGGGAAGAUGAAGGACUUGAUGUCCUUGGUUGAGACCCGGAUGGCGGGUUCGAAUGGGGGAGGGUUGAUUCUUGAUUUGGGCGACUUGAAAUGGCUCGUGGAGCAGCCUGUUAGCUUGGGAGCGGUUCCGCCCGGCUCCGGUGGCCAACAGGUGGUUUCGGAGGCCGGGCGGGCGGCGGUGGCGGAAAUGGGGAAGGUGUUGGGAAGGUUUGGAGAGGGUGGUGUUAAUGGUAGUGGCCGGCUUUGGUUGAUAGGGACUGCUACUUGUGAGACGUAUUUGAGGUGCCAAGUCUAUCACCCUUCAAUGGAAACGGACUGGGAUCUACAGGCAGUGCCGAUAGCUGCCAGGACGCCGCAUUCGGGAUUGUUUCCUAGGAUGGGGAUGACGAACGGGAUCCUUAGUAGCUCAGUUGAAUCUUUGUCUCCGUUGAAAGGCUUUUCAACUGCUCAACCAAGGCUUGUGCCUGAGAACUUGGAUGCUGCACGGAGAACAAGCUGUUGCCCGCAAUGUACUGAAAGUUGUGAGCAAGAAGUAGCAAAAUUGGUUGCGAAGGAGUCUGAGAAAUCAUCCUCUGAGUCAAAAUCGGAAGCAGCCCAACCAGCACUACCACAGUGGUUGCAGAAUGCUAAAGACCAGGACAGUAAUGUCAAAACAUCAGAUCAGUUGCAGACUAAGAAUCAAGAUCAGACUUUGAACCAGAAGACUGAAGAAUUACGAAAGGAAUGGAAAGAUACGUGUAAGCGCCUUCAUCCUAAUUUUCAUCAGCAUAGUUUCAGCUCAGAGAGAGUUGCUCCCACACCUCUCUCAAUCACCAGCAUGUACAAUAUGAACUUGCUUGGUCGCCAACCUUUCCAACCGAAAUUGCAACCAAACAAAAGCUUUGGGGCUCUGCAAUUGAACACAAAUCUAAAGACCAGCCAACCAUCUGAACGUGCAGCAGUUUCACAUCCACGAAGCCCUGUAAGGACGGACCUGGUUCUUGGGCAAAAGGAAGUCACUGAAACCUUCACCCCUGAGCAAAUGCAUAAGGAGCGCGUCAAAGACUUUAUGGGCUGCAUGCCUUCCGAACCACAGAACAAGAUACUUGAAAGGCAAACAGAUGAAAAGCAAUUGUGCCAAUUAGAUGCUGAUUCAUUCAAAAAGCUGUACAAGGGUUUGAUUGAGGUCUGGUGGCAGCCGGAAGCAGCAAACGCUGUUGCUGCUACGAUAACCAAUUGUAAGUUGGGUAAUGGAAAGAGGCGUGGUGCCGGAGCAAGGGGAGACAUGUGGUUGUUGUUCAUGGGUCCUGACACUGUUGGCAAGAAGAAGAUGACAUCAGCUCUUUCAGAAAUGGUAUCUGGGUCCACCCCGGUGAUGAUCUCCCUUAACAAUAAACGCGGUAGUUGGGAAUCAGACAUGAGUUUUCGGGGAAAAAUGGUGGUGGACCGAAUAGCAGAGGCAGUUAGGAGGAACCCCUUUUCUGUAAUCAUGCUUGAGGACAUUAAUGAAGCAGAUACGAUUGUUCGCGGUAGCAUAAAACGAGCAAUGGAGAGAGGUCGUCUUGGCGACUCUUAUGGCCGUGAAAUCAGUCUUGGAAAUGUCAUCUUUAUCCUCACUGCAAAUUGGUUGCCAGAAAAUUUGAAACACUUAUCAAGCGGCAAUUCUCUUGAAGAAAAGCUUGCUUGUAUAGCUAGGAGUGGUUGGCAGUUAAAGCUAUCCGUUUGUGGAAGAAGUGCAAAACGGCGAGCAACUUGGUUACAGAGUGUUGAAGACAGAGCCACAAAGCCUAGGAAAGAUGCGGGUUCUGGACUAGGAUUCGAUCUGAAUGAGACUGCUGAUGUUGAGGAUGACAGAACAGAUGGCUCACUUAAUUCAAGUGAUCUAACAGUUGAUCAUGAAGAUGACCGCCUCAAUAACAGGUCAUUGCUCACAAGUACACCUUCAUCGGUAGUGAGGGAAUUGCUUGAUUCUGUUGACGAGGCCAUUGUGUUCAAGCCAGUGGAUUUCAAUCCCAUUCGGAAUAACAUCGCAAACUCAAUCACAAGAAGAUUUUCAAUGAUCAUUGGCGAUGGAGUUUCCUUUGAAUUGCAAGAGGAUACUGUUGAAAAGAUCCUUAGUGGGAUAUGGCUAGGCAAGACUGGCUUAGAAGAAUGGACUGAAAAGGUGCUGGUUCCGAGCCUCCAACAGUUGAAGUCCCGCCUAGGUGUGACACUUGACGAGUCAAUGGUGGUUAGACUCGAAGAUGAUGGAGAUUCGGGUUGCCGGAGACAUGGAGAUUGGCUGCCGAGUAGCAUCAAUGUGGUGGCCGACGGAUUAAGACAAUGAUAAUAGUGGGAGUGGAGGGUAUAUAGUUCACAAUGUAUGUAAAUAUGGUCAAGUGGUUUGGCGGGUAAUCAAAUACAUUUGGUACUUGGAGGGUAAAGAAAAGAACCGUUACAAGAGGAAGAGGCGAUGGAAACCUUGAACAGCCAGACGACGCUCACCUCUAUCUUCCUUUAGCCUUCUUUUUUUUUUUUUUUUUUUUGAAAUUUUAAUUAUAAUUUUUUAAUUUUCUCAAUGUUUUUAGGCCAAAAGUUUAUAGUAUUUAUAAUCGUAAAAUAUAUUUAUCAAUUACAUGGACAUUGAUCAAUAAGAUGAGGCAUUCCUCCCCUUUACUUUCUUCUCAA